Messenger RNA from Lactuca saligna, 1527 nucleotides. The record is from the annotation of a GenBank genome assembly. Lineage: Eukaryota; Viridiplantae; Streptophyta; Magnoliopsida; Asterales; Asteraceae.
AUGGAUAUUAUCUCUCCCCAAUCCCUGAUUCUAGUCUUCCCGAUUUUUUUGUUCAUCUACUAUUUCUUCUUUCUUCACCCAACAAAAUCCAAAUACACCACUCAAACCGGCUUCAAAAAUUACCCAAUACUAGGAACCCUCCCGGAAUUUUUCGUAAAUCGACACCGUUUUCUUGAAUGGAGCACCCAAGUCCUCUCCCAGUGUCCAACCAACACCGCCGUCUUCAGCCGUCCUGGAAAAAUCAAUGGCGUGCUAACAGCCAACCCUGCAAAUGUCGAACACAUGCUCAAGACCAAUUUUGACAACUACCCAAAAGGAACCAAGUUCAUGUUACUUCUUGAAGACUUUCUCGGCCGUGGUAUCUUCAAUUCCGACGGCGAAGCGUGGAGGGCACAGCGUAAAACCGCCAGCUACGAGUUUAACACCCGCUCCCUUCGGAAUUUCGUGAUGGAAACAGCCGCCGUUGAGUUACAUACCCGAUUCGUACCGGUUCUUGAACGCGCUGCGGAUGUAAACAAAGUGAUUGAUCUUCAAGACCUUCUUGAGAGGUACUCUUUCGAUAACAUAUGUAAGGUGGCAUUCAACGUGGACCCCGGUUGCCUCGCUGGCGAUGGAACUUCCGGUAGUGAAUUCAUGAAAGCUUUUGAAGAAGCUGCGACGCUUAGUUCCGGGAGAUUCAUGUAUAUUCUUCCAGGUUUAUACAAAAUCAAGAAAUUCUUGAAUUUUGGUUCGGAAUUUAAGUUGCAAAAAUCCAUAGCCACCGUUCAUAAGUUCGCCGACGAUAUCAUAAAGUCGAGAAUGGAGGAAAGGACGGAAGAAACCGACGAGGAUUUGUUGUCACGAUUCAUGGGUAACUCGGAAUACUCACCGGAGUUUCUCCGGGACAUUGUCAUAAGCUUCAUAUUAGCAGGUCGUGAUACGACAUCGUCAGCUCUCACAUGGCUUUUUUGGAUUUUAUCUUCACAUCCCGAAGUAGAGCAAAAGGUACUCGACGAAUUGAAAGCCAUCCGGCUUAGCUCAGGCGAAAGUCGCCGGGAUUGUUACAGUUUCGACGAACUCCGGCAGAUGCAUUACCUGCAUGCUACAAUCUCUGAGGGAUUACGGCUGUUCCCACCGGUGCCGGUGGACACAAAGUCUUCGCUGAAAAACGAUAUCAUGCCAGAUGGGACGUUUGUCGCAGAAGGAUGGUUCGUUACAUAUCACACAUACGCAAUGGGGAGGAUGAAGAGUGUUUGGGGGGAGGAUUGCUGUGAGUUUAGGCCGGAGCGGUGGCUGGAGGAGGAGGAGAACGGCGGAGGAAUAAUGGUGUAUAGACCUGAAAAUCCGUUUAAAUUUCCUGUGUUUCAUGCCGGACCCAGAAUCUGUUUAGGGAAAGAAAUGGCGUAUACUCAAAUGAAGUUGGUGGCUGCGACGAUCAUUGAGAGGUUUCAGGUGGAGGUGGUGGAGGAGAAGAAUCCGCCGGAGCAUGUAUUGUCGUUGACGAUGAGGAUGAAAGAUGGGUUAAAGGUGAGAAUCAAGAAACGAUGA